CAUUUGCACUUUAAUUUCUCCAUUUUUCAUUUGGAAAUAUCCCAAAAAAACUGUAGUAAAAAGUUCAUAUUUCAUAUAUAUACUAGAAAAUAGAAAUGGUAAGAACACCUUGUUGUGAGAAAGUAGGUCUCAAGAGAGGGAGAUGGACAAUAGAAGAAGAUGAAAGACUCACAAACUAUAUUCAAGCUAAUGGUGAAGGCUCUUGGAGGACAUUACCUAAAAAUGCUGGGUUAUUAAGAUGCGGAAAGAGUUGCAGAUUAAGAUGGAUUAAUUAUUUAAAGAGUGAUUUGAAGAGAGGUAACAUAACUUCUGAGGAAGAAGCUAUAAUCAUCAAGUUACGUGCAACUUUGGGUAACAGAUUGUGUUAUGUGUCCCUAUAUGACACUGGACUGCAAGAGCACCAAUGUCUCAAAAGUACGACAGAGAAUAUCUGCAUACCAUAUUCGAUAGUUCGAAGAUGGUCUCUAAUAGCAGAAUAUUUACCACAUAGAACAGAUAACGAGAUAAAAAAUUAUUGGAAUUCUCGUUUGUGCCGAAAAGUAGAAAGCUUGAGGAUUCCAAGUGACGAAGAGUUGCCACAAGCUGUCGUCGAAUUAGCCAAAAAAGGAAAACAACAACAAAUUAUCAAACAAAGACACAAAGGGAAAACAAAAAUUAGCGGUUCAAAUUUCGUAAGUGAAACUAUAGUUCACACUACAUCAUCAACGCCAAAUAUAGAGAAAGAAACCGUAAAUACUAUUCCGAAUGGCGAUAAUAAUGCCACGGAGUUCGAUCAUAACGAUGAUCAAAUGUUAUGGCAUGACGAUAUUAUGCUAAUGGACGAUGAAGAUGCUAAGUUGGACCAAGAUUUCAUUUUCAAAUGUUUAUGGAGCGACCAAGGAGAAAGUUUUGAAAUAAUCGAAAAUAACAAUAACAAUAACAAUAAUAAUGAAAUAUUAAAUGUGGAUAAUCAUGGUACCCUUGAUGGUUGGGAUUGGGAAUAUUUAGAUGAAAUGUUGAAUAAUGAAAUAGAGAAUAACAAUGUGUCAAAUAUUGAUCCCAUGAAUAGUGAUUUGGUAGCUUGGCUUUUGUCUUAAUAUAUAUAUAUACUCAUUAAUUUUCACUCCAA
Molecule: messenger RNA, 1108 nt
Organism: Solanum lycopersicum (tomato)
Lineage: Eukaryota; Viridiplantae; Streptophyta; Magnoliopsida; Solanales; Solanaceae
Product: transcription factor MYB12-like
Source: RefSeq, a predicted model, not a curated record